Molecule: messenger RNA, 125 nt
Organism: Racocetra persica
Lineage: Eukaryota; Fungi; Glomeromycota; Glomeromycetes; Diversisporales; Gigasporaceae
Source: the annotation of a GenBank genome assembly
AUGUGCGACAAUUGCAAAUGUGGUUCUUCUUGUCAAUGCGGUGCUAAUUGCACUUGCGAGAGAAACAUUACUCAACAACAUUUCGUGAAUACUCAAAAUGAAACUGACCCUUCUUGCAGUGUUAG